Molecule: messenger RNA, 4160 nt
Organism: Populus trichocarpa (black cottonwood)
Lineage: Eukaryota; Viridiplantae; Streptophyta; Magnoliopsida; Malpighiales; Salicaceae
Product: disease resistance protein RPS6
Exons: 7
Coding region: 231-3794 (1187 amino acids)
Biological process (GO): signal transduction; defense response
Molecular function (GO): ADP binding
Source: RefSeq, a predicted model, not a curated record
UUGUCAUCAGUUCACUUUUUCUUGUUUUUAUUCACUUGUGUUCGUACCUCUUCAAUUAUUAGAUUGCUUUUUCCCUGUAAGGCUAAGCCCAAAUGUGGUUCAAUUUCUAGCAAUUUAUGGUUGGAGAAGCAGAUCAGGUGAAGAAUAUCCGAUUAAUUGUCCCUUCUUGUCUUUCAGCUCAUAUGAUCUAGAGAAUUUCACCCUACAGCCUUGUGUAAUUUUUUGAUCUCAUGGCGUCUUCUUCUUCUUCUUCUUCUUCUUCUUCUACAUCAACCAUCAACCUUCCAAAAAAACAUCAUGUCUUCCUUAGCUUUAGAGGGGAAGACACCCGUGUUGGUUUUACCAGCCACCUUCAUGCAGCUUUGGAACGGAAAAACAUCCUAACUUUCAUAGAUAAUGACCUUAGGCGAGGAGAAGAAAUUUCUCCAUCACUUGUAAAAGCAAUUGAAGACUCCAUGCUCUCUGUGAUCAUUUUUUCCCAAAACUAUGCAUCUUCCAAAUGGUGCUUAGAUGAGCUAUUGAAGAUUCUUGAAAGCAGAAAAGUUAGAGGGCAGAUUGCUAUUCCAGUAUUCUACGAGGUUGAUCCUUCUGAUAUAAGAAAGCAAAGUGGAAGCUUUGGAGAUGUAUUUGCGCAACUUGUAAAGAGGAAAGCUUUGAAGAUGGAGGAGGAGCAAUGUUUCAGAGCUGCUUUGAACGAAGCUGCCAACAUAUCUGGCCAUGACUCAAGGAAGAUCGAGUCAGAGUCUAAAUUUAUCGAGGUAAUUGUCGAAGAUAUUCUGAAUAAAUUGUGCAAAAUCUUCCCCGUCCACCCCACGAAUCUUGUUGGAAUUGAUGAACACGUAAGGAAAAUUGAAUCUUUGUUGGAUAUGGAGACGCAGGAUGUUCGGAUUGUAGGAAUAUGGGGAAUGGGUGGUAUAGGCAAAACAACUAUCGCUCGAGCUGUGUAUAACAAAAUUUGCACCAAAUUUGAAGGGUUUUCCUUUAUGGCGAACGUCAGGGAAGAAUUAAAAAGACGCACAGUGUUUGAUUUGCAAAGAAGAUUUUUCUCGCGAAUACUUGACCAGAAAAUUUGGGAGACGAGCCCUUUUAUAAAAGAUAGGCUUCGCCGAAAAAAGGUGCUCAUUGUUUUUGAUGAUGUAGAUAGUUCAAUGGUCUUGCAAGAAUUGCUACUCGAGCAACGUGAUGCAUUUGGUCCUGGAAGUAGAAUUCUGGUAACAAGUAGGGAUCAGCAAGUGCUAAACCAAGAGGUUGAUGCAACAUACGAGGUAAAGGCAUUGAAUCAUAUGGAUGCUCUUCAGCUCUUUAAAUCGAAAGCCUUCAAGAAAACCUGUCCCACAAUUGAUCAUAUAUAUUUGUUGGGCAGGAUGGUGACCUAUACAAAAGGCAAUCCACUGGCUCUUGUAGUUUUGGGCUCAGCUCUCUGUGACAAAAACAAAGAGGAUUGGUACAGUGCAUCGAAUGGGUUAGGCCAGAUUCAAAAUGUUGAAAUUCUAAAUGUGUUGAGGGUCAGUUUUGAUGGACUGAAUACGGAGCAAAGAAGUAUUUUUCUUCACAUUGCAUGUUUCUUCAAAGGAAUCAACCGACUCCAUUUUACAAGAAUAUUAGAGAAUAAGUGUCCUGCUGUGCAUUACUAUAUAAGUGUUCUAAUUGAUAAAUCUCUCGUAUUGGCUUCGGACAACAUACUAGGGAUGCAUGAUUUACUACAAGAAAUGGCUUAUAGUAUUGUUCAUGAAGAAUCUGAGGAUCCCGGUGAACGUAGCAGGCUGUUUGAUCCUGAGGAUAUCUAUAAAGUAUUGAAGGAAAACAAGGGGACAAAAAGAGUUAAAGGCAUAUGCCUUGACAUGUCCAAAUCAAGGAAAAUGAGGUUGAAAACUGAUUCCUUUGCAGGGAUGAACUGUCUUGAAUUUCUCAUAUUCUAUAAUCCCUCUUACUUCGAGGUCGAAAAAAACAAAGUGCACCUUCCUUACUCUGGCCUUGAAUAUCUUUCCAAUGAGCUUAGAUAUUUCCACUGGGAUGGAUUCCCUUCCAAAUCUUUGCCACAGGAUUUUAGUGCUGAAAACCUCGUCCAGUUUGAUUUUUCUGAGAGCAAGGUAGAGAAACUUUGGAGUGGAAAACAGAAUCUUCUGAAUUUAAAAGGAAUCAACCUCAGUUCCUCUCGUUAUUUGACUGAAUUGCCAGAUUUAUCAAAAGCUAACAAUUUAGAGUAUAUAAAUCUUAGUGGUUGUGAAAGUUUAAAAAGGGUUCCAUCGUCCUUUCAACAUCUGGAGAAACUGAAACGCCUUGAUCUUACCGACUGCCAUAAUCUAAUAACUCUUCCUAGAAAGAUUGAUUCAAAAUGUCUCGAACAACUUUUUAUAACAGGUUGCUCAAAUAUCAGGAAUUGUCCAGAGACUUAUGCGGAUAUAGGAUAUUUAGACUUAAGUGGGACUUCUGUAGAAAAGGUGCCCUUGUCAAUCAAGUUGAGACAAAUUUCUCUGAUUGGUUGCAAAAAUAUUACUAAGUUUCCAGUGAUUUCAGAAAAUAUAAGAGUGUUGCUUUUGGAUCGAACUGCUAUAGAAGAGGUGCCUUCAUCAAUUGAGUUUCUUACGAAACUUGUGUCUUUACAUAUGUUCGACUGUAAAAGGCUAUCUAAACUCCCAAGCAGCAUCUGUAAAUUGAAAUUUCUUGAAAAUUUCUAUUUAUCUGGUUGCUCAAAACUUGAGACCUUCCCAGAAAUCAAGAGGCCUAUGAAAUCUUUGAAAACACUUUACUUGGGUAGAACAGCAAUUAAGAAGCUACCAUCAUCAAUUAGGCAUCAGAAAUCUUUGAUAUUUCUUGAGUUAGAUGGAGCAUCUAUGAAAGAGCUACUGGAGCUUCCACCUUCAUUGUGUAUUUUAUCAGCAAGGGAUUGUGAAUCAUUAGAAACCAUAUCAAGCGGCACUUUAAGCCAAUCGAUACGUUUGAAUCUUGCAAAUUGCUUCAGAUUUGAUCAGAAUGCAAUAAUGGAAGACAUGCAAUUGAAAAUUCAGUCUGGAAAUAUUGGAGACAUGUUUCAGAUUCUUUCACCAGGAAGUGAAAUUCCACAUUGGUUCAUUAAUCGAAGUUGGGGAUCUUCAGUUGCCAUUCAGUUGCCCUCAGACUGUCAUAAGCUCAAGGCAAUUGCUUUCUGCCUGAUUGUUCACCAUACAGUUCCAUUAAAUGAUUUGCUUCAGGAAGAUAAAGCCAUAAACAUUAAAUGGCAAUGCCAUGCCAAAAGUAAUAAUUGUGAACAUGAUGAUAUCAUUUUCAAGACAGAAUGUGAGAUAUAUAACUUCCAGGAUUCAAAGAUGCGUGACUCGGAUCACAUGUUAUUGUGGCACGAGAACUGGAAAGAAGAUUCUUUCAGUAAAUACUCUGACAAAGAAAUUACAUUUGAAUUCUACCCGAAAGCAAAAGCGAAAUCUUUCGAUCGGAACACUUCAGAGAUGGAGUUGCGUGAGAUUGAAAAGCAUUGCAAGGUGAAAAGCUGUGGGGUCUAUCAUCUAUUUGAUGAGAAUCGACAUCUAUUCAGCAUUUCUGAUGAGGAUUUGAGUGACCAAGAAGAUGAUUACUAUUCUCUUUGUUCCAGCAGUUCUUCUGCUGAGGAUUCAGGUGAUGAAAUUGAUCAUGAAAAUGGUGAUUUAAAAUCCUGCAAGACUAGCCCAGCAACGUCUUUUUUCUCCCACCGAAAGGGUUAUCUCCUUCUUCUAUGCUUCUUGACAUUUGCUUAUUUCUUUCUCUCAUGGACAUCCCAAUUUUGUUUUGCACCUCAAUUCAUUCCUCCACCACCAACUUGAGCUUCGAAACAGAGUGAUUUCCUAUUGCCUCUACUUCCAGAUCUCGAAUUUCAGUUUUGGACAGGUCCUAUCCAGGUUUAUUCAGAGAGCAAAGCAAUGAGCGAAGCUAAAAGUUUGGCAACAGAACUUACUAUCAUCAGAUGAAUUUACUUUGUCAACACCAACUGAUAGACCUGUUAAAACUACUGAUUGUGCUCUUUUGUUUUACGAAGGUCCUUUUUUUGUGAUCGAUUUAUUUGGUCUGCAAUAUUUCAACUUGUGCUCGGUGACUCUGACAAGAGUGCUAUUAUACUUGUCUUCCUUGUUGCUGAUUGUUUCUUAUACCUAUGGCUAUUAGUAAUUUUGCAUCUACUUUUUUGUUGUUCA